ACCAAACAGGCUGUAUAUUACACUCAGAAGAACCCCAAGUAAAGGUACUAAUAACAAGCAACGCGCCAUCACUCGAACUACCCGGCUAGAUGAAGUCAAGCAACCGCGAAGAGCCGCCGGCAGCGGAGAACUCACGUGCCACCAAACGGAAGCAUUCUCUAAAGUCAAAACAAUUUGACAGAGGAAAUAAACACGCCAAGAGGCAAAGAUUAACGGUCUCAGAAACCUUAACGAUCUCAGAGACCGAAACCCAAACAACAUUUACCCUGAAACCCGACCCGUCUCGAAACCCGCCCACUUCUAAUCGGUUUGAACCGAUUCGUUCUUCUCGAAAGCGAAAUAAAACGCGGAAGAGGAGGAAGUCGAGUGCUACUGAUGAAUGCCACCGCCAGUGGACCUUCUCUUCCCGAGAUUUUUCUAAUUUUAAAGAUAAAUUUGUGGUAGUUUCAUAUAAUAUACUUGGAGUUGAAAAUGCAUUGAAGCAUCCAGACUUGUAUAUGGAUGUGCCGCCCGAAUUCUUGGAGUGGGAGAGGCGGAAAAGGCUCAUACGUGAAGAGAUUAAACGUUACAAUGCAAGCAUAUUGUGUUUUCAGGAGGUUGACCGUUUUGAUGAUCUAGAUUAUCUUCUUCGGAAAGAUGGCUUCAAGGGUGUUUAUAAGGCUCGUACCGGUGAUGCACGUGAUGGGUGUGCUAUAUUCUGGAAAGACAAACUAUUUACCCUUUUACAUCAAGAAAAUGUUGAGUUCCAGAAGUUUGGCCUCCGUCACAAUGUUGCUCAAUUUUGUGUUUUAAAGAUGAAACAAAAUUUACCAGAGCCUGAAAUAUGUGAGCAAACAUCAGUGACAACACUGUCCCGAAGUCAAAGCUUAGUGGUUGGAAAUACACAUGUACUCUUUAAUCCGAACCGUGGAGACAUCAAACUAGGCCAGGUUCGGCUGUAUCUUGAGAAGGCUUACAAGCUUUCACAAGAGUGGAGUAAGAUUCCUGUUCUACUUGCUGGGGACUUAAACAGUAGUCCACAGAGUGCAAUUUAUCAGUUUCUGGCUUCCUCUAAGUUGGAUGUUCAACAACAUGAUCGUAGAUAUAUGUCCAGGCAGGUUGAGUUUUCUUCAAACUGCAGAGACUUUAAGUUUCAGAAUGGGUGUAGAAACCGUGGUUGGAUGUCUAUCUCAAGACCGUUGAUAUAUGGAUGGAGUGAUGAAGAACUAAGACUUGCAACUGGCAGUAAGCAAGUCACACAACUUCAGCACCAAUUAAAGCUCCACAGUGCAUAUUUUGGGAUUCCCGGAAGUCGUAAGACAAGAGACAAUAAUGGAGAACCAUUGGCUACAUCAUACCACAGCAAGUUUAUGGGAACUGUUGACUAUAUAUGGCAUACAGAGGAACUUCUUCCUGUAAGGGUUCUUGAAACCUUACCCAUUGACAUUUUGAAAGGAAGUGCAGGACUCCCAUGUGAGUUUUUGCAGGAAAUAAUUUUUUUUCAGAAGUUAAAAUGUGAUUUGGGAAAAAUAGAGGAGGUUAGCAGUUCAGAAGAGACAGGUUGAUGGUAGAAGAGUUGUCUUAACUCCAAGAGUUACAAAAAACAGUUGACUUUUUGACUGAUUUUGUAGUUGACUAAAGCAGAGCAUGCAGGCUUCUUAUUAUUUUAGAACUGUGAAAUAUAAGCAUAAAUGUCUCAAAUAUGGGUUAUCUAAAGAUUCUGUAGUUGACUAACUCAGAGCAUAUGAUGCAGCCUUUGUUUUAGUAUUUUAAAAUCAAGAAGUAUAAGCAGAAUCCCAAACAUGGUUUCUCUAAGGGUUGAAAUUACCUAUUCAAAUGUUUUU
Pistacia vera is the source of this 1823-nucleotide messenger RNA. Its product is annotated as carbon catabolite repressor protein 4 homolog 5. Bases 90 to 1544 code for a protein of 484 amino acids. The transcript has 14 exons. Gene Ontology annotation, molecular function: 3'-5'-RNA exonuclease activity. Lineage: Eukaryota; Viridiplantae; Streptophyta; Magnoliopsida; Sapindales; Anacardiaceae. The record is from RefSeq and is a predicted model, not a curated record.